AUGUAUUCACAAAAACAUGCCACAAGCAUGCUGAUUGGAGGGAUGGUUAAACCCAAGCUUGUUGAUCACAAGACAAAAUAUACACCUUCUGAUAUUCGCACUGAUGUAAAAAUAUAUUUGGGAGUUGAUGUAAAUUACUCAUUUGCUUGGAGAGAUAAAGAAAAGGCUUUGGUUUCAUUGAGGAGCACUGUAGCUGCAUUUUACGGCAAACUUCCAGCAUAUUUGUAUAUGAUGAAUACUACAUAUCCAGUUGUGGACGGAAGUCACCUAAGAGGACCGAAUAAUGGAACAUUUGUGGCUGCAAGUACAAUAGACGAAGCAAGACACAUUUUUCCACUGGUAUAUGGUAUCAUUGACUCGAAAAAUGAUGCAGCUUGGUCUUGGUUUUUUCUACAACUAAGGGACGCUUAUGGUGAAAGGAUUAAUAUGUAUGAAGUUUCAGAUCGAAAUGAAAGUAUUAUAAAGGCAGUGACUCAAGUGUAUAAAAAUGUGCCACAUUAUGCUUGUAUGUGGCACUUGUGGGGUAAUAUAGAGAAGAAAUUUAAUAAGGCCUCCAAGGAGCUAAAUCCUCUAUUUUAUACAAUGGCAAAGACUUGCAAGAAAGUUGAGUUUGAUAGGCUGAUGGAUACUGUAGAAAAAGUUGAAGUAUGUGUUAAAGAGUAUUUAAAGCUAGAUGGAUAUGAUAACUGGUCAAGGUGUCAUGCAGAAACUCAUCGGGGAUGGUCUAUAACGUCUAACAUUGCAGAGAGUAUAAAUGUUGCAUUAGUGUCUGCAAGGGAAUUACUAGUUUUUGAUUUUCUAGAAGAGGUCAAACUAAUGUUUGGGAGAUGUAAUCAUGACAACAAGUACGAGGCAGCCUUUAUAUUUACUCCGUAUUGGAAAAGCCCUGAAUUUACUAAUUGA
Messenger RNA from Solanum lycopersicum (tomato), 903 nucleotides. RefSeq lists its product as uncharacterized. The record is from RefSeq and is a predicted model, not a curated record. Lineage: Eukaryota; Viridiplantae; Streptophyta; Magnoliopsida; Solanales; Solanaceae.